GGGGUUUUCCCUAAGAAUAUGGGAAUAAAAUUAAUGACCACGUGGACUAGACUUAUCACAGUGCAGUGAAAGGCUCUGAGCUAGCUGAGUGAAGGAUCCAGGAGAGGUAGAGGCAAGUAGAAGACCUAUAGAAAUGGAUGAUCUGUACGUAAAGAACUCUUUCUGUGACUUAAAUGUCGUCAUUCAAGAAGGGAAGAAGGCCAACAAUGAUAUGUUGCAAAUGCUUGGAGACUAUGGGUAUGAAACAGUUGCACUCAAUCAAGAAGUUACACUUGCUAAAAAAAUCCAGCUCAAGCCCCCAAUUUUGUUAGAGAGUUUACUCGAUGUAGACCGUAUACCCGUGUGUAAGAGAAGAGGUCCACUGAAGAUUUUGCGGAGACUGACUGUGAUAGUGGAUGAUGCCUCUUUACUACAUGCUCUGUCUUCUCCUUCUGUUGAGGGCUAUGAUUUACUGGCUGUGAGGCCCACCAACGAAAAAACAUUUCAAAUAGCCUGCAGUACUCUCAGUGUUGAUAUUGUGUCAGUGGACUUGAGUGAGAGAGUUCCAUUCAGUUUUAAACGAGCACAAAUUGGACAGGCAAUAGAGCGAGGACUUUGUUUUGAAGUAUGCUACUCCCCAGCAAUUCGAGAUUCUACCGCAAGAAGAAACACACUGGCUAAUGCUAUGGAGCUGAUAAAGAUAGCUAAAGGGAAGAGGAUCAUAGUAUCGAGUCAAGCAGAGAAGGCAUUUGACCUGAGGGCUCCAGCUGAUGUUACUAAUCUAUGCAAUCUGUUUGGUGUUCCCAGUCCACUGUGUAAGGCAACCAUCAGCAGCAGUUGCAGAGCUGCCCUACUACAUGCAGCUACGAGAAAGAAGACAGCCAAAGGUGUGGUGUCUUCCACGUGUGUUCCGAUACAAAAUCUUAAAGCCGACAGAGGGACCGUAGAAACCAAGCAACUGUUGGAUGUGCAAAAAGCCGGCAAAAAUAGGAAGAGACAUGGAAUUUACCUAAUUGAUACUGAAACCGAGCUGCCAGCAAGCAAACGAACAUCUGAACUCUUGGAUGCUGAAAGCAGGCUGCAAAAAGCCGGCAAAAAGAGGAAGAGACAUGGAAUUUACCUAAUUGAUACUGAAACUGAGCUGCCAGCAAGCAAACGAACAUCUGAACUCUUGGAUGAUGAAAGCAGGCUGCAAAAAGAGGAAGAGGCAUGGAAUUUAUCUUGAUACUGAAACUGAGCUGCCAGCAAGCAAACGAACAUCUGAACACUGAAUGUAUAAAUAUGUACACAGUCUGCUGAAUGGUUUAAUGAGUAGAGAGUUAUACAUGAAACACAA
Molecule: messenger RNA, 1315 nt
Organism: Halichondria panicea
Lineage: Eukaryota; Metazoa; Porifera; Demospongiae; Suberitida; Halichondriidae
Product: ribonuclease P protein subunit p30-like
Exons: 12
Coding region: 134-1204 (356 amino acids)
Biological process (GO): tRNA processing
Cellular component (GO): nucleolar ribonuclease P complex
Molecular function (GO): RNA binding
Source: RefSeq, a predicted model, not a curated record